UUGCCAUACUGCUAGGCAUAACCAAUACGAUACAAGAAAGAAAAACUCUUGUUUGUGCCGCAAAUUUAUAUAAAAAAACGAAUAAAAUGCCUGAAAGCGAUGUUACUAAGAUGAAGGUUGCGGAUUUAAAGCGCGAGUUGAAGCUGCGUGGGUUGCCAUUGAACGGCAAUAAAAAUGAAUUACAGGACCGCUUGCAAACCGCGUUACUUGAAGGCGACAUUUCACUGGAAGACAGUGCUAUUGCCGACGCUAUUGACGACGAUGUCUCUUUGACGGACGAGGACGAGCACAAAUUAUUGGGUGAUGAUCACGAGGAUUUGCUGCUAAAGAGCCCAGUAAGCACACCUACGGCGACAACAAUACCAGAGCUAUCUUUACAUACGGCAGCAGGGUCAGAUUCGCCAUCGGAGGCAACCAAUGCGUCGCUGCCAGCUAAGAAAAUCGUGCUAAAACGCAACAAUUCGCAACCGCUAGCGACGGCGGUGACGACAACAACAAUAAUGAUAUCGAAGGAAAAUGCUGCACCCGAAACAACGGACAGCAUACCCGGAGCUUCGGAGUUAGAGGAGAAACCGACAAAAACGCAACGCAAACCAAUUGUGGUGGGUGGUGCUGCAACUAAAAGCAAAGACGCGGCAGCAUUAGCCGACAAGAAGCUAAGCGAGCUGAGCAUACAGGAGCGCUUGGAAAUGCGUGCAAAGAAGUUUGGCAUUACACCCGAUACCAAAGCUGCUGCUGCACCCGCAGCUGCUGUGCCCACGGUUAACAAAUCAUCUCCAGCUUCAAUCAAGGCCAACAAGGGCAACAAGGAGACGGACGAACAGCAAAAGGAGGCUUUAAAGAGACGUGCCGAACGCUUUGGUUGUGUCGUGCCAGAAAAGAGUCCAAAAACCGUUACCGACGACCGGUUGCAAAAGCGCAAGGAACGCUUUGGUGCUACGGUUGGCACAUCGACUGUAGCAAGCGAUCCAAAGGGCCAAGGUGAAUGGGCUGAAAAAGCGCGGGCACGUCUGGAGCGUUUUAAAACAACACCAGCGGCCGUAGCUGAUGCAACAAAAUAGACGCCAAUGUUCUCUAGAAAACCCAGCUCAGUACCCACGCUCGGGCUGUUCUUUUUUUUAAGCCACAAUUAACCACCAACAAUGCGUGUAGCCGUUAAGCAAGAGUAAAUAACUUCAAAGAAUAUUAUUAAUUCCAUUUAUAUGGACUUAUUUUGAGUAUUUAAGUAGCUCUUGUUUCGAUUAAUAUUUCUUUGUAUUGCGAAAAAAUAAAGAUAUACUUAUUUUUAAUGG
Messenger RNA from Drosophila novamexicana, 1292 nucleotides. Its product is annotated as SAP domain-containing ribonucleoprotein. Lineage: Eukaryota; Metazoa; Arthropoda; Insecta; Diptera; Drosophilidae. Gene Ontology annotation, biological process: poly(A)+ mRNA export from nucleus. The record is from RefSeq and is a predicted model, not a curated record. The transcript has 2 exons. The coding region runs from base 87 to 1061 and encodes 324 amino acids. Gene Ontology annotation, cellular component: nucleus.